Coniosporium apollinis CBS 100218 is the source of this 2022-nucleotide messenger RNA. RefSeq lists its product as uncharacterized. Lineage: Eukaryota; Fungi; Ascomycota; Dothideomycetes. Gene Ontology annotation, biological process: transmembrane transport; metal ion transport. Gene Ontology annotation, molecular function: metal ion transmembrane transporter activity. Bases 1 to 2022 code for a protein of 673 amino acids. The transcript has 2 exons. Gene Ontology annotation, cellular component: membrane. The record is from RefSeq and is a predicted model, not a curated record.
AUGUCUCCAGACAGGAAGGACGGCCGGCAGGACGGCAACGUUCUCCUUGUUAGCUACGUGGGCAGAGAUUGUUCAGGAGAAUGCAAGUUUCGGGUCGAAGCCCAGGAGUUUGGCAACAUUGAGAGCCUGCGGAAUUCCUACGACAGCCUGAAGUCCCACGACCAAACAGCGCUCCGAGUCAUUCAUGUCCAGGACGCGCCAUGGGCCGUAAAGCUCUUGUUGAAGAAGUUCAACAUCGAUCACUGCAAUGAUCCAGUAGGCACACGGUUUGCGCGGUGGGCGCGCUACGAGAAGCCCCAGCAGCGUGCAGGUAAACCGAUUCUGAAGGGUGAGACUUUCUCUCCACAGCGGGAUCCUUCGCGAGACAUCAGGCGCACGUCGUUUGGCUUGGAUUACCUCAAGCAUUAUCCGGCGGACAGCGUCCCUGAUUCGGCGGCUGCCGACAAGAUGAUGGAGCUGAAUCAUUACGACGCUGCUGGCGCGCCGGCUCAUGGAUACGACGUUUUCGUUCAGCGGCUAGCCGUCUAUAUCCAGCAUAGGGAAGCACUAACGUUAAACGUGCCUCUCACGGCUCCUGACGCAGGGAACCCUUGCUAUCACCACGGCGCCGAGGACAGGGGUCUUGAGCACUUAAACAAGCAGCACGAUAGCGGUAGCGCUGGUAAAGGCGGAAGGUUGGCGUCCGUUGCAGAGGUACUACCUGUACAGCCCAUGCCAGACGUCAAGUCCUUCGACAACGGCAGUGUCGUAAUCAUCUUCGAACACUCCCAGUCCAGGGCCGUAGAAGACACCCUCAUCGGCGCGCGUCAAGAGACCGAAUCACGCUGGCAACGGCUCACUCUCAGCCUCCCACAAGGAGAUGCGGUCAACGACGAAAACCUGGCUCUUCAAUGCAUGGAUCUGGUUCUCUGCGACAUCUUCAAGGCUCUAGCUAGCGCUUGGGAGCGGUACCUGUCCAGUUGCGGCACUCAUGUGUCCAUACUCGAAGACAAGGUCUACGAUUCUCCAGCUGAUGAGAGCCGCGCUCCUGAGCUCUGGGCAAGCCACAGCCUGUGGCGGACGGUGGAGAAUCUUAUGCGCAUCCACGUCGAUACCGUUAAGGAGAUGAGGAUGCAUCUGAGAGAGCUUGCUGGUGAAGAGAUCAAGGAACAGUGGCUGGGGACUGUGCAAGACGACUUCGAGAAACUUGCCAAUCUGGUCGAAGACAAGCUUCUCAAACCCACCGACAAUCUGAGGGAGCUGAUGUACCAGUCGGUCCAGAUCCGAGAUUCGCGGCACAAUCUCGAGCUAGGAAUGAGCAUGUGGCGCCUCUCGUGGAUCACAUUCAUCUUCUUGCCACUGACGUUCCUCGUCGGCUUCUUCGGCAUUGACCCCUUCAGGAGGGAUCCGAGUGUCAAGUGGUUUGUUAUUUUCAUACUCCCACUAACGGCAAUAGUCGUGGCGCUCUGGUUCUCCUUCAAGUACUCCUCCGCCGCCCGCAUCGGACAUCCCACGCGCCGCGGGGUCUAUGAGCAUGAGUUCCAUGCUCUGUCCAAUGCUUAUCCGCAACUAUGGUCGCGUGCCGGACCGCGUACGGACGUCAAACCGCAAGGUUUCUCCAACAAGAUGAAGUGGCGCUUGAUCCUAAGUUGGUACGCACCAAGCAAAACCACUCUUGUACCCAGCUACGAGCCCAGGGAAGAGACUGGGGCCUGGUCGCGCGUCAAGCGGUAUCUGGUGUGGCAUUGGCUCGGUCAGAUCAAGUUUGCAACGGCUUCUUCUAUUGCAAAUCUAGAACUCGAAGAGGAAAGCAUCACCGGAAGCGAUCUGAAUACCAAUCACGUCCUCGAUCUUUCCGUCACGCCUCUUAUGGCAACAGAAGCACAGCCGGCAAUUGCGCGAUCCACUACGCCUCCUUCUCGACACCUCCGUCCGGCAUCGGCGUCGUCAGGUCCUUCGCGACCAAGCAGCACGACCAACAGCGAUUUCAAAAUAGCAGAGGCUAGAUCUGACGUGUCGAACGAUGAGAUACUGAAAAGAUGA